This is a messenger RNA of Microthlaspi erraticum, 1074 nucleotides long. The record is from the annotation of a GenBank genome assembly. NCBI's taxonomy places the organism in Eukaryota, Viridiplantae, Streptophyta, Magnoliopsida, Brassicales, Brassicaceae.
AUGGAAGCAAAGGGAUCAAGACAGUAUAGCUCUAUUAUAGUUCCAUCUGUUCAAGAGAUGGUAAAAGACAAGACGAUCACGACAGUUCCUCUCAGGUAUGUUCGGUCUGAUUUAGACAAAGCUGAGAUCGCUGAUGACUCUGUUCUAAGAAACGAAAUCCCUAUUAUCGACAUGAAUCGUUUGUGUUCUUCAACCUCCAUGGACUCUGAGAUUGAUAAGCUCCACUUCGCUUGCAAAGAAUGGGGAUUUUUUCAGCUUGUAAACCAUGGAAUGGACUCGGGAUUCUUGGACAAAUUCAAGUCGGAGAUUCAAGAUUUGUUCAACCUUCCCAUGGAAGAGAAGAAGAAGCUUUGGCAACAACCAGGAGAUCUGGAAGGGUUUGGACAAGCCUUUGUGGUUUCAGAAGAGCAGAAACUAGAUUGGGCAGACUUGUUCCUCCUUACCAUGCAACCUGUUGGAUUACGCAAGCCUCACGUGUUCCCCAAGAUACCUCUCCCCAUUAGAGAUACACUGGAAACGUAUUCAGACGAAGUGAAAAGCAUAGCCAAGAUCUUAUUCGCGAAAAUGGCCAGCGCUCUAAAGAUCAAACCCGAAGAAAUGGAGAGCGUGUUUGAUGAUGAGUUAAGGCAGAGGUUGAGGGUUAAUUACUACCCGCCUUGUCCACAGCCCGACCAAGUAAUCGGUCUGACUCCGCACUCCGAUGCUACUGGACUCACCAUACUUUUGCAGGUUAAUGAAGUGGAAGGUCUCCAAAUCAAGAAAGAUGGCAAGUGGGUUUCUGUCAAGCCUCUCCCAAAUGCUUUCAUUGUCAACGUUGGAGACGUCUUAGAGAUCGUGACGAAUGGAACAUACCGAAGUAUAGAGCAUCGUGGGGUUGUGAACUCAGAGAAAGAGAGGCUUUCUGUGGCAUUAUUUCACAUUGCGGGAUUGGGUAAAGAUAUUGGUCCGCUGAGAAGUCUCGUGGAAAGGCAAAAGGCUGCGUUUUUCAGAAACGUGACCACCGAUGAGUAUUUGAAAGGCUUGUUCUCCCGCGAACUCGGUGGGAAGUCUUACCUCGAUGUCAUGAGAAUCUAA